Messenger RNA from Syngnathus typhle (broad-nosed pipefish), 1588 nucleotides. RefSeq names its product O-sialoglycoprotein endopeptidase-like 1 (gene osgepl1). Bases 1 to 1365 code for a protein of 454 amino acids. The record is from RefSeq and is a predicted model, not a curated record. The transcript is spliced from 6 exons. Gene Ontology annotation, cellular component: mitochondrion. Gene Ontology annotation, biological process: tRNA threonylcarbamoyladenosine modification. NCBI's taxonomy places the organism in Eukaryota, Metazoa, Chordata, Actinopteri, Syngnathiformes, Syngnathidae.
AUGUUCGCUUCCAAAGCGAACAAGCUCAUUCAGAGACUACGGUCACCAUUUAAACAGCGGCGGUAUGGCGACGUCGCCACGGGUGAAGGCUCCCCGGGUUCUGGUCCCUCGCGGCUGGUUUUGGGCAUCGAGACGAGCUGCGACGACACCGGAGCGGCCGUACUCAACGAGACAGGUUCUAUCCUGGGGGAGUCCCUACACUCCCAGAAAGAGGUGCACCUCAGGACAGGCGGCAUCAUCCCCACUGUGGCCCAGCAGCUUCACAGGGAACACAUAGAGCGCGUAGUCCACGAGGCGUUGGAGCGGAGCGGCGUGGACCCGCGUCAGCUGUCGGCCGUCGCCACCACGGUGAAGCCGGGCCUGGCCCUGAGCUUGGGUGUGGGCCUGGAGUUCAGCCUCAGUUUUGUGAGGCGCCACGGGACCCCCUUCAUCCCCAUCCACCACAUGGAGGCCCACGCCCUGACUGUCCGCCUGCUCCAGCCGGUCCCCUUCCCCUUCCUGGUGCUGCUCGUGUCGGGCGGGCACUCGCUGCUAGCCGUGGCUCGCGGCGUGGACGAUUUUCUUCUACUGGGUCGCACACUGGAUGAAGCUCCAGGUGAUACUCUGGAUAAAGUGGCGAGACGUCUGUCGCUGACCAAGCACCCGCUUUGCUCCGCGCUGAGCGGAGGUCAGGCCAUCGAGCGGCUGGCCCGGGACGGCGACCGCUCAAGGUUUCCUUUCAAGACACCCAUGGGACAAACAUACGACUGCAGUUUCUCUUUUGCCGGCCUACGAAAUCAAAUUAAAAUGACCAUAGAAAAAAAAGAAGCGGAGGAAGGUACGGGUGAAGAGUGCGAAGAUGGCAACAACAAUGUUCACGUGCAUAUUUUGUUGUUUGGAAAAGCAACUGAGAUCACGAGUAGAAUGAGUUCUUCUUUCCCUCCAUCCGCAGGAAUCAAACAGGGAACUCUGCUCUCCUGCGUCAACGACAUUGCGGCGGCGACGCAGCACACGGUCGCGUGUCAUCUGGCCAAGCGUACGCAUCGCGCCGUCCUCUUUUGUAAGGCCAACGGACUGCUGCCCUCGCUCGAGCCCACACUGGUUGUGUCGGGAGGCGUGGCCAGCAACCAGUAUGUCCGCAAAGCUCUGGGCGUCAUCACCGAGGCAACGGGCCUCCGCCUACUCUGCCCUCCGGCCAAAUUCUGCACUGACAACGGCGUGAUGAUCGCUUGGAACGGUGUGGAGCGACUCAGGGAAGGGAGAGGGAUUCUGCCUCCCAACGCGGAGGUCAGCUACCAGCCAAAGGCACCGCUGGGCGCGGACCUGACGUCACAAGUGAAGGCGGCCGCCAUCAGAGUGCCGUCCAUCCGGAUCAACAUCUCAUAAACUUGCGAUCCGAUGUCACAGAAGCAAAGCACAUGGGACGUGAUGUCAUCUCAGACCGCAUCUGUCAAGAUUUUAUUCAAAAUUUUUUUUCCCUUGACAUUUUCUGACACUUAAGUGUCUUCAAAACGUCCACAGAUCUCAAACCACCAUUAUGAAAUCAAUUCCAACAUUCUCAUGGUUUGGCACCUUUUCCUGGAUGAGCCAUUAAAGACGCCUUUCUGCA